AUGAAUUCUUCACUCUUCCUGACUGCCCUUUGCUUGGGAAUAGCCUCAGCUGCUUCAAAAUUCGAUCAAAGUUUAAAUGCACAAUGGUACCAAUGGAAGGCAACACACAAGAGAUUAUAUGGCAUGAAUGAAGAAGGAUGGAGGAGAGCAGUGUGGGAGAAGAAUAUAAAAAUGAUUGAACUGCAUAACCGAGAAUAUAGCCAAGGGAAACAUGGCUUCACAAUGGCAAUGAAUGCUUUUGGUGACAUGACCAAUGAAGAAUUCAAGCAGCUGAUGAAUGGUUUUCAAAACCAGAAGCACAAGAAAGGGAAAGUGUUCCAAGAACCUGUAUUUGCUGAGAUCCCCAAAUCUGUGGAUUGGAGAGAGAAAGGCUAUGUAACUCCUGUGAAGAAUCAGGGUCAGUGUGGUUCUUGUUGGGCUUUUAGUGCAACUGGUGCUCUUGAAGGACAGAUGUUCCGGAAAACUGGCCAACUUGUUUCAUUGAGUGAGCAGAACCUGGUGGACUGCUCUCAGCCUCAAGGCAAUGAGGGCUGCAAUGGUGGCCUAAUGGAUAAUGCCUUCCAGUAUGUUAAGGAAAAUGGAGGCCUGGACACAGAGGAGUCUUAUCCGUAUCUUGGAAGGGACUCAGAGCCCUGUAACUACAAGCCUGAGUGUUCUGCUGCCAAUGACACCGGCUUUGUGGACAUCCCUCAGCGGGAGAAGGCCCUGAUGAAGGCAGUGGCAACUGUGGGGCCCAUCUCUGUUGCUAUUGAUGCAGGCCAUCAGUCGUUCCAGUUCUAUAAAUCAGGCAUUUAUUAUGAUCCAGACUGCAGCAGCAAAAACCUGGAUCAUGGUGUUCUUGUAGUUGGCUAUGGCUUUGAAGAAACGGAUUCAAGUAAAAAAUUUUGGAUUGUCAAGAACAGUUGGGGUCCAGAAUGGGGCUGGAGUGGCUAUGUAAAAAUGGCCAAAGACCAGAACAACCACUGUGGAAUUGCUACGGCAGCCAGCUAUCCCACUGUGUAA
Puma concolor (puma) is the source of this 1002-nucleotide messenger RNA. RefSeq names its product procathepsin L. Gene Ontology annotation, biological process: proteolysis. The record is from RefSeq and is a predicted model, not a curated record. NCBI's taxonomy places the organism in Eukaryota, Metazoa, Chordata, Mammalia, Carnivora, Felidae. Gene Ontology annotation, molecular function: cysteine-type peptidase activity.